Molecule: messenger RNA, 531 nt
Organism: Cryptomeria japonica (Japanese cedar)
Lineage: Eukaryota; Viridiplantae; Streptophyta; Pinopsida; Cupressales; Cupressaceae
Exons: 3
Coding region: 1-531 (176 amino acids)
Source: RefSeq, a predicted model, not a curated record
AUGGGGCUGAGGGCGCGGAGAGCUGAGCGGGGAGCUGGCGGAGGGCCACAGUCUGAGCAGCGGGGGCUAGGCGGAGGGCGGUCAGGGAGAGGAGCUGCAGGCGACGGCCGGAGGAAGCCGAAGGCCGGGGAGCCGAGGGCCAGCAGGCACCCGCGGGGGCCGAAAAAGAAUGUUGGGAAGAACCUGCUGCGGGGGCUGAAAAGGGCAGCCGGUGGGGGCUGGAGGGGCUGCAGAGGCCGGACUGACAGUGGCCAGUGGGUGGCACUCCAGUGGCGAUCGGGUGGUGGUCUAGAGGCUGAGAGGAGCUCUGGUGGCGAGCUACUAUUUCCGGUGGCCGGGGGUGGCGGUCUGGUGGCCAGGAGGAGCUCCGAUGGCGGAGCUAGCCGAAGGUGUUCCAGGAGGCGGCCAGGGAGCGGAGCGACGACCGGGGUGUUGAGCGUGGGGGUCGGGAGCUGCCACGGCGGCGGGGCCGGGAGGUGCUGCAGGCAGCGGCAGCGGAGAGGCGGGUUGGGGCCUGAGCGUGGGGGUUAG